Messenger RNA from Phytomonas sp. EM1, 1449 nucleotides. NCBI's taxonomy places the organism in Eukaryota, Euglenozoa, Kinetoplastea, Trypanosomatida, Trypanosomatidae. The record is from the annotation of a GenBank genome assembly.
AUGGGGCAUAUUGUUGCACCCUCUGAAAUAAUACUACGACAAAAGACCACUCGGUGGAGAACCACCCAAAGUAAGAAGGGGUCCUUUAGAUGUACAUGUGAGAGUGUCUGUGUCGCUCAUGAUACCAAAGCGGUUUCUGAAUUUCAUUCAAAACGGCCCGUGGGAGCCGAGGGAGGGCUGCCUUGUGUUACAGCGAAUCAAAUCAAUUUCGCGCAUACCGUUAGACCCUACACCACCAAACAUUCUGGGUCUGAAGACCGUUCUCAGCUAAGACUGUUGCAAGCAUUGCCUUCUGACGCCAUCGGCAACAGUGCAAACGAAGGUGGGAUAAAAACUCGGGCCUCCUCUGCAAAGGGUUUCAUGAAGUCAUUAUCAGGAUCCAAUUCUGACACUUUGGCCACUCCCUCUCGAAUCUUGCAUUCAGAACCCCUACCAGCACCUAUUUCACAUUCGCUAAAUGAAGGGCUUCCGCAAAAAUCAGUCAGGGAUACUCGCAAGACUUCAGUUACCACUUACGAUACAUUACCAAAGAAAAACUUAGGCCAAACAGGUGCGCCCAUAGGAUUGGGUAAGUCGAGAAGACCUGUAAUCACAACGCCAUCUAAGAAACUGAGUUGUCGGUCCUCUUUUCAGAAGCCAGUCAUUUCACUAAGUAAACAGAACUCGGUGCAAGGCGCCGGCGCGUGCAAAGUCAACGAGCGCGCUGCUCUUGUGCCAUGUAAACUAUCCAAAAGUCCCCAAUCGGGGGGAUCUACGACACAGGCAAACGACGGGAAGGAUUGCCUCUCGGAAAUCGCUCACAGUUCACUGUUGGGGAACUCUCAGUCAGUGCCCCAUGAGCCCCCGCGUGUUGAGUGCGUUUCGACGACUGACAACAACGAAAAAAUACCGAAGGAUGUCGCCAAGGUAGGUAACAUUCGUGAGAGCAGUGAUGAGCAGGAAAAAUCUAACAAUACUCCUAUGAUGAGUAUCACUUACGAGAGUCAUAAAAGGGGGGGAAACAACUACGCAUCUCCGUUUAGCACUGAGCUAUAUUGUGCGUCUGGUAUCGUUGAAAUAUUACCACUUAACAAUUCGACCUCGGAUCUAGGGUUAAUAUCGACCAGUGGCUCACACAUGCGAUGGGUUUGUAAACAAGAAGAUGCCAUUGAAAAGAAAGAGCUGCAACAAUUUGCAGCGCGAUACUACAAGAGAAUCCAGCUCUCUUUGGGUCGUUUGGGUAGACGAUGCAGCGCACCGGAUGAAAGCAAUCGAUGUGGGGAAGACGCUCCCCGAGCGUCAGGGUCUCCAGUAUGUAGCCCUGAUCAACGGUUGCUUGCAGCGUGCACCGCCCUCCGUCUGCCCGUGUUUGUUACGGCGGCAGGUACAACACCAACGGCAUCGCGGAGUCGGAGAAGUUUUGGCAUGCCCAAAACCCUUUACGGGCGGUCCCCAUCACUUCUUUCUUGA